Messenger RNA from Paramecium tetraurelia, 1026 nucleotides. RefSeq lists its product as uncharacterized. The transcript has 4 exons. Gene Ontology annotation, biological process: regulation of DNA-templated transcription. Lineage: Eukaryota; Ciliophora; Oligohymenophorea; Peniculida; Parameciidae. The record is from RefSeq and is a predicted model, not a curated record. Gene Ontology annotation, cellular component: nucleus.
AUGUUAGACGAUGCUCAUAAAUAGAAGCUAAGUAAAAGUGUGAUAGGUAGAGAAGAAGGCUUGAUAUCAAAGAGAAUUAGAUCCAAAGAAUAUGAAAGAAAAACCUUUAAUGACAUUUAUUUUUAUGAUUGCAAUUUAAAUUAACAAUUGUUUAAUAGAAAUUAAUUUAAGUGUGUCUCCAUGGAGAUCGUGGAUUUUUGUAAGAAUUUAACAAAUUUACAUUGUUCUAAUAUUUAGAUUUAUAGUCAUUAUAUCGUCAUUAAUAAAAAUUUCUUAAUUUUACUGAUGUUUUCAUUGAAUUACGAGCCACAAAUAAGAAAACCUUCUGAUGCUACUGCUAUCUUUUAAUGCUAUCCUAUAGAUCAAGAAUUUGAGCAAUGUUCCGAGGACUUUCCACCUCCUGCCCUUUUAAAAUACUACAAUAUUUCGGAAUAAUAGUUGUUUUACAACGAGAAUAUGUAAGAUGCUAUUGUUUAGGAAUAAGAAUUUGGAAUUUCUAUAAAUAGUAAUUAAGGAAUAGAGAAGCUUUAAACAACUAAUUUCUAGCAACUCGAAUAAAGCAAUACAAAUAUUUAGAGCAAUAACUUAAAGGAAAAGAGAAAUCGACGAACGACACAUUAUAGAGAAUUUUUUGAUAAAGAUUUAGAUGAACAUAAUUUAAACAAUUCACCUUGUAAAUGCAGUAAAUCACAUUGCUUAAAGUUGUAUUGUGCUUGUUUCCAUAGAAAUAUUGAAUGUUCUGAGUUGUGCUAAUGUCAUGAUUGCCAUAAUAAAUCAGAUUAUUCUUAAAUCAGAACUUAGGCUUUAGAGAAAGUUAAAGUAAAAUAAUAGAGAAGAAAACAUGACGAUGAUUUAUUUGAUAAGGAUACUGUGUGGGGAUGCUAAUGCAGAAAAUCAUAAUGCAAAAAAAAUUAUUGCGAGUGUUUCAUUAGAAAUAAAAAAUGCUCAUCUCUUUGUAAAUGCAAUAAUUGUGAGAAUAAAAGGAGAGUGCCAAAUAUCAAAAAAAUAAUCAAAUGCGAAAAUUGA